Molecule: messenger RNA, 4722 nt
Organism: Adineta steineri
Lineage: Eukaryota; Metazoa; Rotifera; Eurotatoria; Adinetida; Adinetidae
Source: the annotation of a GenBank genome assembly
AUGAUGGUAAUACGUGUAUUGUCAUUUUUAAUAUGGUGUAUUCCAGUGAAUACUCGUUAUUCACUCCAUUAUUCUGAUAUUCGUCAAGGUUCUUAUCCAACAUUUGAUUGUUUAUAUGCUCAUUUAAUCGAUGGUGGCAAAGAAAAUGGUGGACAAUACAUACGUAAUUAUCAUUUAAUUCCGUACUGUAGGCGACCUGAUGAUAACGAAGAACAAGAUGAAAUUAUCUAUCCAGUCAAUGAAGGUACAGCAGAAAAAAUAAGUUUUCAUGAAUUAAAAAAACGGAAUGUAACAAGUGAACAACUCCUUCAAUGGUUUGCACCUAUUGAUAUUGCAGAAAAAUAUGAAAUGAAUGUAAAUGAUACAGAUGUUUUUUAUAAUUGUUCAUCACCUUGGUUUGGUUCUAUGUGUCAAUAUAAAUUUAAUUAUGAUUUAUCUGUUUCGAUUGAAGAUAUUAUUGAAGCUACUUUCAACGACGAUCAACACAGCACCCCAUAUAAUGUUACUAGCGGAACAUGUUAUCGAUUUUUAACUGGUUGUAAUCGUGGAUUAUGGCCAUUAUGUCUUGAUUGGCGUGAAAUUUGUGAUGGAAAAAUUGAUUGUAUGAAUGGAGAAGAUGAACAAUGGUGUGAUCAGUUAGAUAUUACUCAAUGCACCGACAAGGAAUAUCGAUGCCAUUAUGGUGGUCAAUGUAUUCCUUGGACAUUUAAAAAAGAUAGUAGACUUAGUAUGGAUUGUCUUGAUGGGAGUGAUGAGGAGGAAGAACUUUUUUCGAUACAGACUGGAUUGAUGAAUGGUCACUGUAGUUCUGUUUCGACAUUUCGUUGCCAAGAACGCGUUGGUCGAUAUCCAUGGUCUUUUCCAUGUGGUGAUGGUCAAUAUAUGCUUACUACUUAUAUACCCACUAAUUGGCCUAGUAGUUGUUCGAAUAAAAAAGAUAGAGAAUUGUCUCGGGUCAUACUUACUUCAAUGAAUCAUAUUUCAAAUAUCGAUUGCAGAAAAGCAUUCUACUGUGCACUUCAUUUCAAUCGAACGUUUGAAUACGGAAUUCCACCACUUAUUGAAGAUAUUUGGAAUGAAGAUUGUGAACCUUUAUCUAAACACUGUUUUUCUGAAUGGUUAGUGAUACCUGCACAUCCUAUUUUGUUUGGUAUCUUUCAAUUUGUUUAUUUUACUAAUCGUUCGGUUAAUGAAUUUAAAGAAACCAUUACACCUGAUUUUAUAUGCUUUAAUGCCCAAAGCUGUCCUGUACUAUUAGCAAAAAUAGUUUCUAUUGAAAUCAUUAAUGGAUUAACAUGCUGUCAUCCUUCGAAUCUAACAGAAGCUGCUGGAAUAAAAGACUUUAAGGAGAUAGUGAAUUCUUUCUCAUUCUAUCGUCACGAAUGCUUAGAAAAAGGUAUUGAGAAAUCAUGUACAAAUCCAUCAUAUUUUCAUUGCAAUGAAUCCAUGAAAUGUAUUCCAUACAAUCGCGUUGGUGAUGGUAAAUAUGAUUGUUUUUUUGGAGAAGACGAGUCAUUUAAUGCAUGCCAAUUGAACGAUUCAAAUCGAUUUCAAUGUGAAUCAGAUGCGCAUAAAUGUUUGUCGCCUGUUGCAGUUGGUAAUGGGAUUUGGGACUGUCCUUCACGCGACGAUGAGAUAUUUUCCUACACCCAAAAUUUAGUCAUUCUAGUACCGUUUCCAGAGCUAUGCAAUCAUCACAGAAAUGACAAAAUACAUGAUUCGCUUAAAGUCAAUGAAACCGAUGAAACUAAUUGCGAUUGGUGGCCAUGUGAUAAUCCAUACACACAUUGCGAUCUAGAAUGGAAUUGUCCAAAUGGUGCUGAUCAGCUCAAUUGUCCUAACGCAAAAUGUUCGUUCAAUGAACAUGAAUGCCGUAAUCAACAGUCCGAAUUUUCUUAUUGUAUACCGUUAGCCCAUAUUUAUGAUAAAUAUCUUGAUCCUUGUAACAAUACAGAUCUAAAUCGUGAAACUAACUUUUAUAAUGAAACGAGUCAUGUUGGUGACAAUUACUUUUCAUGGAAUGAUAGUAAAUGUAUUACCUUAGGCAAAAUCUGUCGCGUGGAUCAAGAUUUACAAACAUCACUAUAUGAAGAAGAAAUUUGUCUUUACCAAUCUUUAGAAAGCGGUUUGACGUAUCCAUCGUCUGUUAAACCUUUUCAAAACACAGAAGAUUUAUGUGAACUUCGAUUGCCACCAGUAUUUUUUCACAUUGAUCGUUUUUUCACAACUAGACGAUUGGGCUAUUAUCCACUAGUAUCAGCAAAUCUUUCUGAUCAAUCUAUUUUUAAAAUAAAUAAAAACAAAAAGAUUAUACAGCAUACAGAUUCCGAAUUGAUUUCGUAUUGUCAUCGAGGUAUAGCUGUACUACAUGGUAUUAAUGAAACGAAACAAUGUCUUUGUCCACCUAAUUAUUUCGGUGCUCGAUGUCAAUGGCAAAAUCAACGCAUUAGUUUGACGCUUCAAUUCCAAUAUCGUAGCACUGUAUUUACUACUAUGAUGUUUCAAGUAAUUGUUAUGCUCAUUGAUGAAAAUGGACAAAUCGCACCCAAUCAUGAGCAAAUUAAUUAUAUACCUGCUCGUGAUUGCGACACAAAAUUUAAUAUUUAUUUAGUUUAUCCACAUCGACCUAAAUCUUUGACCAUCAAUUAUUCAAUUCGUAUUGAUAUUUAUGAAAAAAACGAGUUAUCUCAUUGGGCUACUUGGUAUGUACCGAUCCCAUUUCAAUUUUUACCUGUUAAUAGAAUCGCUACUCAGUUAUUUAUUCCUGAGAUACAGAAAAUAGAACCAUGUUCUCUAUCAUGUGGAAAACAUGGUAAAUGCAUGCGCUACAUCAAUAAUGACUUAUUAUUCUUUUGCCAGUGUAGUGAAGGAUAUUCCGGUACUUAUUGUAAUAUUUCACAUGAAUGUAAUUGUGCAAAUGAUUCAUUUUGUCUUGACUCAUCGAUCUGCAUAUGUCCGUUACAUAGAUUUGGUUCGUAUUGUCAUCUAAAAUAUUCAAUUUGUCAACCGUCAAAUAGUCCAUGUCACCAUAAAGGACUUUGUAUACCAACUGAUGACCGCAUCGAUUUAACAGCAUUUACUUGUUUAUGUCCCGAAGAUUAUUCGGGUGAAAGAUGCGAGAAUAAAAACAAUCAAAUUGAUAUACGUUUAGAUGAGACCAUAACCUCCAUAACUUCAUUCGUACUUUUACAUUUCAUUACAGCAUUUGAAGAUACCGAACAUGAACGAAUAACUCUUUUAAAAAAGAUUCCAUUUGAUAAGGAAACUGUAACAAUUCAUGUAACACAACCAUUUCAUAUUCUCUUCGUUCAAAUACCUAAGCAGCAUUAUUAUCUAGCAGUACUUCGAGAAAAACUUAUAUUAUCUGAACAUGUUUUUACAGAAAUACAACCAAAACAACGUUGUUUAUCUAUCGAUGAACUUGUUAAUAGUACCUUUUCACUAUAUAAAUAUUUACAACGCGUAAAAUAUUAUCCACUUUUAUGUCGGCAACAUUUACAAUUGAUAUGUUUCUAUGAUAAAGAUCUUAUGUGUAUAUGUGAUCUUGAUCGAUUCUCUAAUUGUUUUAUAUUUAAUCAUACAAUGAAUAGUAAUUGUCAAAAAUAUAAUUACUGUGAAAAUGAUGGUGAAUGUUUUCAGAACAAUGAAACAUGUCCAACCAAAUUUACAUGUGUAUGUCAAGCUUGUCAUUAUGGUAAUAAAUGUCAAUUUUCAACAGAAGGUUUUCUGUUUUCACUUGAUUCCAUUCUUGGAUAUCAUAUUAAACCAAAUGUUUCACUUAAUCAACAACCAUUAAUUAUCAAAAUAAGUAUUACUAUCAGUACAUUGAUGUUCAUUUCAGGAAUAAUUAGUGGAUCAUUAUCGAUUGUAACAUUUCGAAGAAAAAAAUUAAGACAAAUUGGUACUGGUAAUUAUCUUUUAAUUUCAUCUUCAAUGUCUAUAUUUAUAAUAAUUAUAUUAACAGUUAAAUUUUGGUUAUUAAUCUUUUCACAAAUGUCUUUGAUCAAUAAUCGAGCUUUACUUAAAUUUAAUUGUAUUUCAUUAGAUUUUAUUCUUAAAGUUUUAUUAGCAUCAAGUGAAUGGUUGAAUGCUUGUGUAGCUUUUGAAAGAAUGAUUAGUGUUAUUAAAGGUACUGCUUUUCGAAGAAAACUAAGUAAAGAUAUAUCGAAACGGAUUAUUAUUGGUGUAUUUAUUCUAACAAUACUUACACAUAUUCAUGAUCCAAUUCAUCGUGAAUUGAUCGAUGAUUUCGAUAUAGAUGAACACCGAAUUUGGUGUUUUGUUCGAUAUUCAUCUUCGGUUAAUAUCUAUAAUUCAUUUAUUACUCUUUUUCAUUUUCUUAUUCCUUUUUCAAUCAAUAUUAUUUCUGCUCUUUGGAUGAUUAUAUCAUUAGCUUCUACUCGUACUAAUGUACAACGUGAUCGAUCAUUUCAACAACAUUUACAACAGCAAGUAAAAGAACAUCGACAUCUAUUAUAUGCACCAUGUCUAUUAAUAUUAUUAAGUCUAUCACGAUUGGUCAUUUCAUUUAUUAGUGGAUGUAUGCGAUCACCACGUGAACCGUGGAUGUAUCUUAUCGGCUUUUUUCUUUCGUUUAUUCCAUCAAUGUUGACAUUUAUCGUUUUUGUAUUACCAUCAACAACCUAUAAAAAAGAAUUCACUAAGAUGGUUCGCGAAACAGUUGUAAGAUGUCGAACGAUCCUUGAACCUACUGAAUAUUAA